CAUUCUGUAGCCAAGGCAACAGAGUAGCAGUCCAUUCACACCUGCACGGGGCGGGAGGCUUUCCCAGGAGUAGACGCCUGGGCAGAGUGGGUGCCAGCAGAUUCAGCCCAGAAACACCUGAUGCCAGGCCAGAGGGGGAGGACAACGGGCUCGGGAGCCCCGGGAGGUCCCUUUGAGGGGCCCCUGCCGUGCUGCUGCCCGUGGAAGAGAAGCCGGGCAAGGGUGCGUCCUGUUUGCACUCAGGCACUUAGCACAGCCAGGCUGAGCCUCGCUGUUCAAACAGACUGGGGCAGGGCCUGGGCGCACCCCUGGAUGCACGGGGCACCUGCUCCCGCCUCUCCCCACAGCCAGCCUGAGGCCCAGCCCUCUCCCCGCUGUGCCAUGCCCUGUGCCAGGCUCUGCAGCUGCCGGGACGGCCGAAUACUGCCCCUGCUGUUGGCCUACGUCUGCUACCUGCUGCUUGGGGCCACCAUCUUCCAGCUGCUGGAGAAGCCAGCGGAGGCCGAAUCCAGGGACCAGUUUCAGAUGGAGAAGCUGCGCUUCCUGGAGAACUACACGUGCCUGGACCGGCGGGCCCUGGAGCGGUUUGUGCAGGUCAUCUUGGAAGCCUGGGUGAAAGGCGUGAACCCCAAAGGCAACUCCACCAACCCCAGCAACUGGGACUUCAGCAGCAGCUUCUUCUUUGCAGGCACGGUCAUCACCACCAUAGGAUAUGGGAACCUCGCACCCAGCACCGGGCUGGGCCAGGUCUUCUGUGUCUUCUAUGCCCUCGUGGGCAUCCCACUCAACGUGGUCUUCCUCAACCACCUGGGCACAGGCCUGCGCGCCCACCUGGCCACCCUGGAGAGGCGGGAGGAGCAGCCCCAGUGCUCCCAGCUCCUGCAGGUCCUGGGCCUGGGCCUGGGCCUGACCCUGGGGACCCUGGCCAUCCUCAUCAUCCCGCCCGUGGCCUUCAGCCACGUGGAGGGCUGGAGCCUCAGCGAGGGCUUCUACUUUGCCUUCAUCACUCUCAGCACCAUCGGCUUCGGGGACUACGUUGUGGGCACGGACCCCAGCAAGCACUACAUCCCGGUGUACCGGAGCCUGGCCGGCCUCUGGAUCCUCCUGGGCCUGGCGUGGCUGGAGCUGCUCCUCUCCCUGGGCCCCUUGCUUCUGCACAGGUGCUCACGGCUCUGGCUGCUGGUCAGGGGCGGCGGCCUCACGGACGGGCCAGCCCCUGACCCGGAAGAGCUCCCCAGGCCUCAGAAGAGCCCCAUCUCUGCAUGAGGCCCCCCACGGGCCCAGCAGCCCCCAGCCUCUCCAGCCCAGGCCGUCUGCCCUCGGGUUCCCCGCCCUGCCCUGCCCACUCACUCCCCAGCCAGGGCUCCUCAGCUCGGCAGAGAGAGAAAGGGGGCGUGGGGAGGAGAAGGAGGCCCCGGGUCAGCCGGGUGUGGAGUGGACAUGCACCCCGGACCCAGAGCCCCUGCCCCCAGAGAUGACCUGGGAAAGCCCCAAUGGAUCCCUGUGGCCAGAGCUCCUCCCUCCCCACUGCGCCCCCACACCUGAGAC
Heterocephalus glaber (naked mole-rat) is the source of this 1548-nucleotide messenger RNA. RefSeq names its product potassium channel, subfamily K, member 16. The record is from RefSeq and is a predicted model, not a curated record. Lineage: Eukaryota; Metazoa; Chordata; Mammalia; Rodentia; Bathyergidae. Gene Ontology annotation, cellular component: plasma membrane. Gene Ontology annotation, biological process: stabilization of membrane potential; potassium ion transmembrane transport. Gene Ontology annotation, molecular function: outward rectifier potassium channel activity; potassium ion leak channel activity.